Daphnia pulicaria is the source of this 1695-nucleotide messenger RNA. RefSeq lists its product as uncharacterized. The record is from RefSeq and is a predicted model, not a curated record. The coding region runs from base 420 to 1592 and encodes 390 amino acids. NCBI's taxonomy places the organism in Eukaryota, Metazoa, Arthropoda, Branchiopoda, Diplostraca, Daphniidae. The transcript is spliced from 9 exons.
CCAAACGAACCGGGAAGAAAUUGUCUGUCAAUUUAUGUGUGGCCACUGAAUUCGAGUGUUUAGAAAUUCACCAAAUGCCUUCUAUGUCCAUUUCCAUUUUUUGGUGGAGAGAAAGAUCCCGUUUAGCCGUUUUAAGGUGAAUGGGAAUGAAUUUAACGAAGCAAAGACGAGAACAAGACAAACCUAGUUUCUAUUUGCAUCAUCAGCACGUGUGUUGUGUGCAAUCAGCUGUGAAUGUUGUAGCUUAUUGUCAAUAUGUAGAGAGUGUGGGGAAAGAGGAAGAAUAGGUCCCAUUCCAUUCGUGAAUUUGUCCAGUGUCCGUUCGACUUUUGUCUCUGAAACAUUUCGACAAAUUCGUCUCUGACGAUAAAAUAUAUCGAUUAUCUGUUGGUGAUUUUCAUUUUAGUGCACAGUGUAAUAUGUCAUGCAACUCCAAAUCGCGUCCUGGAAUCCCAAAUGGAAAGACAAACAAAAUGUUUAAGUCGUUUCUCCUCUUGUGGCUAUUUCAUUUGGCAACUGUCUUGUCCUUAUCGGCAGGUUACUACAGACAAGAUAAUGGUCGAUUACCGUUGAUUGGAAAUAGCCCGAUGACGUCAGUAGGAACGCCGCUAACUGGCAACAUACCAGAAGCAGCACUCGUCGCCACUUCACUCGGCCCGUUGACCGCCAAUAGCCGCCCCGUUAGGAGGGUCCCUUAUGUUUCUGACACCUGCGGAGGCUCCGUGAAUAUCCCCCUGUCGUUUGAACGACUUUUGCCGUACAAAUCGACUCAUUUCCCGUCGAGACGCGAUUACCCGAUGCUCUGCGUUUGGAAUUUCACGGUGCAACACGACGACUGUCGUCGGGCUCGACUGACGAUGCGAGUGGACGGACGGAGUCGAUUGCCGGAUGUGGACGGAUGCAGCAAAGGAUAUUACACGGUUUCACCCAACAUGAGGGGCGCCAGAAUUUGCGGACAUGUUGGCGAUGUUCCGUCCUUCCAUUGGUACGUCGACGCCUACCAGCCGGAAAAUGAGGUCACCGUUGUCACGAUGAAGAAUUUGGGCAUCAAUGACGUAUUCUCUGAAGGACUUUCGUUUACCCUCCAAGGCGAAUGUGCAGAGGAAGAAUGGUCGUAUGCCCGAACGACGACUGUCAACAAGGAGAACGCCAGAUUGAAUCGGCGCUGGAUGAAUCGAGUCAUGGAAGACUACCUGGCCGGAGAAGGACCCAGAGUGACCGUCAACCGUGUCAAAUUGCCAGUAACGAGCACUACUACUCCAGCCCCAACCACCACCACCACCACCAUCCGACCCAAACUGGAUCAUCCAGUUGUCUCAUCCGAUAACAAUUACUCCGGUGGCAUCCAGUGGCUUCAUUUGAAAUCGCCCACCGAUCUUCAUUCGCCCAAAAUUCACCAGAAAUCAGCGAUUGCCAAAUUCCAGCCACCUCAAGUCGUGAACGAAACGAAUCAGCCAAUCGUUUCCAUCAGUAUCCAUCAUUGUAGUCGAUAUGUGCCAACAAGUUUUCGUUGUGUUUGUCAUCCAUUGCAUUCUUGUCGUGCCGUUCACUUCGGCAGGAAAAACACCUUUUUUGAGAAACAAGUCGAUUGAGACGGAAAGUCAAUCGUCCAUAACCGAAUUCGAUCCAGAGUACAUUGAGAUGAAUGACGAUCUACCACAAACUAUUCUGCGAUUGUCACAAAAUCUCAUCCAU